Acipenser ruthenus (sterlet) is the source of this 8324-nucleotide messenger RNA. Its product is annotated as membrane cofactor protein-like. Lineage: Eukaryota; Metazoa; Chordata; Actinopteri; Acipenseriformes; Acipenseridae. Bases 389 to 1483 code for a protein of 364 amino acids. The record is from RefSeq and is a predicted model, not a curated record. The transcript has 9 exons.
ACCGUGUUUGUUGACACGAGUGGGCGGAAGGAAUAAGGAACUGUAGGAGUUUACUGUAGGAAAAUUGCAUUUAAUUAUAAUAUCUUCCUGCGGCUCUGAAGCAGAAUUUGUACUUCAGAAAGCGUUGUCCUUAACUCCUCCCCUAAACUACAACAGCAACGAAUGUGCUCUAGCGAUUUUUUCCCCUCCCCUUUCAUUUUGUAUUGAACAUUCACAAAUUCGAAAAGAACUUAAGAAGAAGAAUAAAAGGCAUUUUGUUGAAUAAAGUCUACAUUUCCAAGGCAGAGCCACAACCACAACCAGGCGAAUCACAAAACCAAGGAAUACCGAGGACUCGGUGACGUAGUUUUAUUUUUGAACAAUUUGAAGAGAAUAACUAGGAAGAAAAAUGCCUGGACGCAAUACAAAUUCUGCCGACAACGUGUUUAUGAUUUCACUAUGUGUGGGGCUGGCCUUGCUCAUUGUCCGUGUGUCUGGACAAUGUGGCAAUCCUCCAGAUUAUCCCAAUGUGAUAAUGACAACUCAACCGCCACCUAAUUUAGUGGAGGGAUCUACAAUCACUUAUGCAUGUCAGAUUGGGUAUGUACGGAACAGUGGAUCUACAACAAUCACCUGUACCAGUUCACAGUGGUCACAGCUGACCUUGGUGUGUGAAGGCCGAUCAUGUGGAAGUCCAGGAGAGAUAUUUAAUGGACGCUUUAAUACUGAUGAGGGUGUUCUUUUUGGAGACAAGGCUUAUGCAGUUUGUGAUGAAGGAUUCCAGAUGGCAGGCAGUGGUGUCAGAAACUGCCUUGCUACUGGUUGGGACGGUGAAAUUCCUAGAUGUGAAAUUAUUAAGUGUCCAAACCCUACAGAGAUUGUAAACGGUGAAAUCACAAACCCACCUCCGGGAACUGUCACGUUUGGCACAGUUAUUAUCUACAAGUGUAAUGAAGGGAUUCUGGUGGGUAAUAAGGAGCUUGUUUGCACCAAAUAUGGAAACUACAGUAGUGACCCUCCAGCAUGUAAAGAUCACAAAGGCUGCCCUUCUGUUCAAGUGGAAAAUGGCCGUAAGGUAGCCGGAUUUGGACCUGAUUAUAACUAUGGGGAUUUCAUUACCUUUGCUUGUAAUUCUGGGUAUAUUCUCCAUGGCACUGACACUGUUACAUGUGGAGUAAAUGAAAUUUGGGAACCUGAACUUCCGACUUGCCAAAAAGAAGUGCCUCCAACACCCUCUCCAGGGUUCAUUUAUGUUAUCGUUGGUCUACUGAUUGCUGCUGUUGCUGUUACUGUUGCAGUCGGUUUCUGGUUUUUCAAAAAUAGUAAAGGCUCAUACUACACUGCAGAAAAAUAUGAAAUGAAGUUGGCUGUUAACGAUGAGCAACAAAACAUGAAUUCUGAUUUGAGUUUAAACAGGUAUCUGAUUAUGCAUCCAUCCUUCUGUAGUGUUUCUUUUUGCUUGCAGAAUCACUCCUGUCUUUUUUUGCAAGCCUUUAGUUUGUGAGUUUUUUUUUUUUUGUUUCUAUUUGCUGUGGAAACUUUCAAAGCAGACUGAUCCAUCCAGGGAUAGUCCAUCACGAAACAAAUGUAUUUAAAGCAGUAGCAUAAAGUUAUAGUUCAAAACAAACUACUUUCCCAGACGUGUAUAAUUUGUAAAUACAAAUCAGGGCUUCUUUCAUUAACUGUUCUGCAGCAGAUAAGUCUAGCCAUGGCUCUAGAGAAAGCUGCUAAACUUACAAUGAGGGUAUAAUAUUAAACCCAUGCAAGUAAGUGCAUUUUAAUGUAUGCAGAUUCAAAAGAGAGAAAUGAAUGUUGUAUCACUGUAGGAGCCACAGCCCACAGUGUUUAUUUUAUUUGCUCAUGUACAGCAAUUCGUUUGUUUUGGGUUGAGAUCUGCUCCUAAGUUAGUGAACCUCUCAGUUUUGCUGCAGAGUAUUAUUAUUCAUACAUGUACUGAAUAACAAAACAAAAAUAGAAAUAGUGAGGACCCCAACUGGAACACAGUUUGGGGUCUAUCUUGAUCAUCUAACCAGCGUCAGAUCCAAACACUGCCAUCGUUUAAUGCAUAUAUUAAUCCUGCUUUAUUAACAUAAAAUAUAAACAUUUCCAUGUCUGAGUGUAUUUUACAGAUUUAUAUGGGUGUUUAUAUCUUCUGCUGCAAAAAUGGACCCCAAUGUGUUCUUUCCAAGCUAAGUUUCCUAUCUUAGCUUGUACUAAUACUCCUAUUAACCCUCUCAACACUACUGGUCUGCUUUGUUUGUAAUGCGUAGACAAACAGGUAUAAGAUUUAUUUUCUAGAGGCAGAUGGGUAAACCAGCAUAGGCUUGCAUAAGUCUAAUUUCAGUGAAACUGAGUAUGCAGCAUCCAUUCAAGGUUUAUUUGAAUUGCAACUUGGGUACAUUUUCCACUAGAGUAUAUAACUGGAUUGUACAUUGAAAGUGUUUUAAUGUCUGUUUUGUGUUUGUUGUGUUUUGCAGGAAAUCCUCUUCUCCUCGCACUGCUGCUGUUUAUUAAAUCAAUGCUGUUCGGCUGAAAAGGAUUCUCUCCAGUGGUGUGCAUCAAUACAGACACUGAUUUUUAUUUAUUUAUUCACUACAAAUUAAAUUGUGUGCACCUCUGUCUUUCAGCAAUAGGUAGGGGCUGAAGUUUGAAAUAAAUCGUUUAAGUAGCCCGUACAUUUGGUAGCAUCUGCAAAUGUAUAAUGGAGAUAAAUACAAAAAAAAUCCAUCCAGAUUUCUUAGUUCUUGUUAAUUGCACAUGUGAUUGACUGGUGUACUUAACUGAUGGAGUAUAUGUUUCUGCCUUUCCCCUCUGCACUGCAAUUGCGACUGUUAGUUUUUUACUGUAGGUAAGGGCUGGCUGUUUUGUGUUAAUUUUACUGUCUGGUGCCUAUGGGAAACAGAUUCUUACACGGAACACUGCUGGCCAGGCACCUGGUGAGCUCAGAGCAAGUAAACCCUCCUGUAGGGCUGCUUCUCUGUUCUUCUAAUUCUUUGUAGGCUUCUUUGCAUCUUCGCAGUUAGGCAGUCACAGAUGGAAUAAUGCGUUUCAACAAUAAACGCUUCUCGUCCCGAAAGGUUGCUGAUACCCCAAACUUUCAUUUCUUUGUCUUACUCCGUUGUGAGUCUGCUUUUGUACACUUCAGUAUCCAAAAGUCUUUUUGACUCUGUUUCGUAGGUUUGAAAGUCAUUUCUGACCUGUCCGAUAAAACCAAGAAGCGAGUCGUACGAAAUGGGAAACGAACACAGAUCUAUUUGUACUUGUUGAAGUGCUUUACUAGUAGCUUUGAGUCUUUUGAAGAAUAAAAUCUCACACAACAGGCAUAACUGCUGUUUCCAGACUGGCCAUCGCAGCUCUUAAUUGGCAGGCUUCAUGUUAAGAUGCUCUUGUGUUGUCAUUGUCAACAAAUAUUUCAGUCAAAGCAUCCUGAAUGGCUUUGUAGCCCAAUCGUGAAGCCUUCGUUGCAUCAGCUCUUGCAGACCAUCUAGUUGUAGGCAGACUUUUCAGAGCGAGACAUUCAUUACACGUUUCAAGCUGUGAUCUAAGAAUCUUCCAGCGACGGGUUGAAGCAGAGAAAAAGUUGUGAAGACUUUGAAUAAAGCCAAAAAAUGAAACUGCCGUCAAGCAGCAUUCCGCAGCACACGAACCAACCAAACUCCGCGAAUGCGCAGAACACAGAACAUAAUCAGCAAGAGGGUUUUAAUUUUUAAUUCUUGCAUGAAGUCCUGAAUGUUUCCCAGACAUGUUGCUAGCAUUGUCAUAGCUCUGACCGCGACAGUCCUCGAUACCAAUGUCAGAUUCUUGCAGCAACGAUGUGACGUUUCUCUCCAGGUGUUCAGCAGUAUGGCCAUGAAUAGGUAUACAUCUCAAUAAACGAUCGAUAGGUUUGCUGUUCUGUUGCACGUACCCGAUUAUCAAGGUAAGCUGGUCGAUGUGAGCUAAAUCAGGAGUAGAAUCCACAAUAAUAGAAUAAUACUUGCAACUUUUUAAUUUUGUUGACAAUGGAACUGAGAACUUUAUCAGACAUCAACUGUGUGAAUUCGUCACAAAUUGUAGAAGACAAGUAAUUAGGAAUUCCUUUGCCAGCGUUUCCAUGUUUUGCGAGAUGCUCUGACAGAAGCGGCUCAAAGCGACCGAUUAAUUCUAGGCAUCCCAAAAAGUUACACGGAAAGGAAGACCCUGUGCAGCUAGAAACUGUACAGUAUAAGUAGCGCCAGUAUGUUCGCUCCACAUUUAACUGAUUACGUGCAUUAAUAUCUAUGCGUGAAGCGAGACGAAACACAGCAGUGCGAUGGUCUGUUGAGUUUUCAUGUUCGCAUAAGCGACUGCUGCAAUUUUUUUACUCAUUGAAUCCUGAUUUGACAGAAGAAUCUUUCUUUGAAAACAAUUUGCAUACAACAAUAUACAAGUCCAGUAGAAGGAGAGUAUACUAACCAUUCUCUCGAUUAGUACUUCACCAUUUUGUUUUCUACGAUAAAAUUGUUCCUUCGCCAGGCACCGGUUUGUUGUUCCAUACCUGCGCAUCAAAGCAGAGAAAUUGCAGAUGUUUUGGCUUGGCUGCGUUAAUGAAAAAUAGUCCUGCAGUUUUUCAUCGAUUUUGAUAUUCACGCGGCAGGAUCAUCCGAGUAGGUGGCUAUGGCUCUAUCUGGACUGUAAAGUUGCUCAGCUUCAGUUUGUUGGUCAAGUGAGACCUCCGGUAGUUCAGCUGGCAGAGAAUCCUUAACUGCCGGGGUUGAGGUUUUCGGCGGUUCAGGGCUUUCUGCAUUUGACAAGUAAGAAGACGAUGGUGCUGAAUUUCCAAUUUGCAGAAAACGUUCUAAUGCCCCCUUUGCCAUCUGGACUUCUCUUCUUCCUGUUUCUUUUUUUUUUUGUGCUUUGCUGCCCCCGAAAGAUAUAUCGUUUGCUAUAUUAUUAUUAUUAUUAUUAUUAUUAUUAUUAUUAUUAUUAUUAUUAUUAUUAUUAGUCACACGCACACUGUCAAAAAAACAGAGUCGUCAGAACUUCCUUCUGUCUCCUCUCUGCAUCUGUGCACUUUACAAGCAAGUACCGGGUCAGUCCAACUUGAUUUAAAAAUAUAGAACCUGAACAUUGUGCCUCAGUUCGAACGUCAGUUAUUCCACUUUAGACAUAAUUAUCUCUAUGUGCUUUUUAAAAAAAAAACAAAAAAAAAAAACCUUGCACCUGAUCACUACCCCCCCCCCCCCCCCGAGUUUGGGCCCUAGGCAGUUACCUAACCUGCCGUUAAUCCGGCCCUGGCUGUGGUGAGGGGAAAAGCGAUUGGGCAUUCCAAAUUGGGAGAAAAUCAGGGGUAGAAUAAUAAUUGGACACACUGUAGGAAAUGUUUUGUAGCUUUGCGCUUCAACAACUGUGAUUAGUAAUGCUACUAGAACAUGUGCAUGCAGCAGAUCUACAUCUGCACAGACAUGAUUUGCUUAAUAAGCUCAGUAGCUCUGUAUUUAAUUUUAUAUGCCAACACUGGCAAUAAUUUAUUAUUAUUUUUAGUGUGGAGUGUCAAGACUAAAACUGUUCAGGUUACGAGCAUCUCUAUCACAUUGAUUUAAAAAAAAAAAAGAGAUUUUUUACUUAGACUUGAUCAUCCACAGCACACCUACCAAAGAUUUAAUUGGAGUGUUGUUUUUUUUAAUGCUUUUCCCUCGACACCGAAGACCCUUUAUAGAAAACUAGCUACUUAUCAGGGAACUGAAAUCCUUUAAUUUAUUUAUGUUUGUUGUUCUGUUAGUGCUGACAGUAGAUGGACUGUUUUAGAAACCAUUAAAAAGCUAGGGGGUGUCUAUUUGCUGUAAAUUAUCGAAACAGCGGUAUAUCCUAAUUCUGCCGUACCUUCUCUUUAUUAAUCCUGCUGAUGCGUUCCCCUAAGGGGUGAUCUGUUAACCCUCAAAUCACAAGAGAGACCCACAAGGUUCAUGUAGUGAAAUCAAGAUCAUUUUAAGCCUGUUGGUUUACAGGCAGGCAAACAUAGGCUAUUUACCACUGUACUUGCAUUACGGUUGGUAUAAACAGUCUGUGUAAGAUAAACAUUAAUAAAAAAUAAAACAAAUGUGAUGAUACACCAUUUAAUCAGAACUGUGAACAUGUCUGUUUCUCACCAGUGAUAACCCAAUAUUAAACUGUUACGUUGGCACUUUCUCAGUAUGAGGGAAUAUAAUGGGUCUGUGUUAAUAUUUAUAUAAAUAUAAGAUUGUGCAAGUCAGAGAUUGUUUGUAAGCCUGUGAACUGGAAAUUUUAGAUUUACAAAAAAAAAAAAAAAAAAAAAAAAAAGCCUUAAAUGUGUUUUAAAAUGUUAGUAUGCAAGAUAAUUUGUAAUCUCUAAUCCACAAUAAGGGUUAGUGCACUAAAUUCUAGCUGGGUUCUGUUGAAUUUCUGCAUUUCCAUUCUGUAGGUAACAGGACGCAAUGUUGCAGAAUAAUGUGCAUGGAAGAAGCUUUACUGUCUCAGUUUGGUGGAACACUUCAUAUUGGUGUUGCUCUUCCAUGUGUAAGACUUUCACGCAUAGCUUGUAUUUAACAAAAACAUCUUUGUGUCCAUAUUAUGGGCCUGAUUUAUUCAAACCUUUGUAAUUUACAGGAAAUAGCUUAAUUACACCGAGCAAAACUGUGUUACGUUGAAAUGCAACAGCAAAUCUGUGCUUCAGUAAUUUGCUAGAAGUGCUUAAAUGUACUUUAAAAUACACUUACAAAGUUUUAAAAAUCAGGCCCAAAAGUCGCAGACACACAAAAAAUGUUUUCUGCUUGUUUUGCAAAAAGUUGUGGUAGCAAAAUAUGUGAAUGUUUCAGUGACCAGGUUCUUACAGAAUUCAACGUUGAUAAAAAAAAAAAAAAGUGGAGUCCCGAGCCACAAGUUUUGAUAUGGAAAGAAGCGAGGAGUUUAUUUACUAACUUCAUAGCUAUAUAUUAUUUAAAUGUGUUGUAUACAUUCUUGGAGUUGUAUAGGAACACUAUUCUUGAAAGAUUGUGAAAAGAGUUUUUCAAUUUGAAUUGUAUUCUUGUUGGCUCAAUAUCCAAUAUCCCUGUACAUCACAUGCCAACCUAAUGCACUGUGCCGUAAUUCAUAUCAAACAAACAGAUCAAGUGUGCCUCAUUCUGUUUGUGAACGGGGGGAGGGAGGAAGGGUGGAAGGGUACAACCACUGGCUAAGGGCAUUUGAAAUCUCCACUAAGGGAUCUUGGAUAUUUAGCCUUUCACUGAAUUUUUCACUGAAUUGUCACUUUGCUUUUGUGGAAUCUUUGUAUUUAUUUUUCUCUGUACUGCUUUAAUAAAAUUCUUUAAAAAAAAAUAUAUAUAUAUAUAUCAAAUGAGUUAUAGUGGGUCAAUAUGUGACAUAUGAUCCUUGAGUUUUUGUCCUGACCAAUGACAGGUGGCAUUGAAAUCUACUGUGAUGUUGUUUGCUGUGUUAGCAAUGGAAUUGAGCCCAACCCUAGCUUUAAGUGGUAUGCUGGCACAGAGACAGUGGAAAGUUUAAAAAAAAAAAAAUCUCUUCCAGCUGCCAGAAAGUGCAUAAAAACAAUGAGAAAGGCGUCGGUAAACACAGCCGCUCCACUCCUCUAGUCCUCUAGUGCCGAAGGAUUUAGACAUGCUUAAUAAGGCAUUUCUAAAAUAUGAUAAAGAUGUUACAGGUAAAUGUGCCCACCUUUAGUUAGCUGUAAUCAAGUUUUACUGUUACUUUCUCUUAACAAUGUGCUUUCUGAAAUCCAACCUGCCAUGAAUCCUGUGAAAGCAGGGUGUAUGGAGUACAGGUGCGUAGCAGGGCUAAGCUGAAUACGACUAGAAAAUGGAAGAAAUUAUCAGUGCUGUGGCAAGACUCCCAUCCAGUGGAUCUUUUAAGGCACUGCAUUGUGAAGAUAUGGGUAGAAAACUAACUCGCUGGUCUUGACCUGCUUCCAGCAGUUAUCCACAUUCCAUUUCUACUUUAAUUGUGAUUUUAGUUUUUUGUAAUUCUAAUGUAUCCGUUAAUCUUGCUCUACCUCGUAUUUUCAUGGUUACUCUCAAUUGUGGACUGAAACCAGCUGUUUGGUUUCCUGGCUUUUCUUUUUCAUUUUUAAUUCAGAUUAAACUGAAUUUCCCUCACACUGCUUUGAAUCCCAUUCUGUGCUAGAGGUAGUGAGUUGGACCUCCCCUGAUACCCAUAGGAAACUUGGUUGGUAAAACAGUUAGUGACUGGGAAAUGAACCCAAGUGCUUAACAUAGAUAAUGUUAAUCAGGGUCCCCUGCUGCUCAGCUGUAGUAGAAGCACACUUCUGUCCAGGAUCAAUGACGGUCCUCAAGUCAUGUUAUACCAGCAUUACGAAACCUUUCAAGACAUUAUACAAAUGCAUAAAAAACUUUCCC